Molecule: messenger RNA, 780 nt
Organism: Penicillium lagena
Lineage: Eukaryota; Fungi; Ascomycota; Eurotiomycetes; Eurotiales; Aspergillaceae
Product: copper homeostasis protein CutC
Exons: 2
Coding region: 1-780 (259 amino acids)
Molecular function (GO): copper ion binding
Source: RefSeq, a predicted model, not a curated record
AUGGAUCAAUUCAACGUUCCAGAGAGCCUUCUCCUGGAGAUUGCUUGCUUUAAUCAGGAGUCGGCAAUUAAUGCUGCAAAUGGAGGGGCCGAUCGAAUUGAACUAUGCAAAGACUAUGAAUCUGGAGGUCUCUCACCAGAUGCCGCAACACUGAUGGCACUGAAAUCUCAACUUUCAAUUCCUAUCUAUGCGAUCAUUCGACCCCACUCAAAUGGCUUCUGCUAUGACAGCGAAUCUUUUGAAACAAUGAAAGCAACUCUAAGCCUUCUGAAAACCCUCGGAGCUGAUGGAUUUGUUUUUGGAAUUCUCGGCCCUGUGGUGCAGGGCGAAUCCCUCGAUACAUAUUCAUGUAUUGAUAUUGCGAGAAACAAGGAACUGGUUCGGCUUGCAGAUGACAGGCCAUGUACUUUCCACCGUGCCUUCGACUGUAUUCCGGAAUCCCAAUGGGAUGCGGCACUUGCCGAUAUAGCGAAAUGUGGCUUUUCUUCGAUCCUUACCAGCGGAGGUCCAUCGCGAGACAAGGCAAUCGACUGUGCCGAAAAACUAACCGAUCUUACUCGUCGGCUGGACUCCUUGAGAUCUCGUGUUCCCGAAGUAUUUGAACUUCCUCGUAUCAUCAUUGGUGGUGGAGUAAGAUCUAAUAAUGUCCGGCUAUUAUGGGAAAAGUCGCAUGCAAGCGCAUUCCACUCGAGCGCUCUCGUUUCCUCGAGUGAAAUUGUUGCAAAGGAUGAAGUAGAGAAGCUCAAAGAUAGACUGAGAAAUGUUACCUGUACAAAUUAA